Scatophagus argus is the source of this 4465-nucleotide messenger RNA. It is a transcript of the gene st6gal2a, whose product is annotated as ST6 beta-galactosamide alpha-2,6-sialyltranferase 2a. The record is from RefSeq and is a predicted model, not a curated record. The transcript is spliced from 7 exons. The coding region runs from base 403 to 2034 and encodes 543 amino acids. NCBI's taxonomy places the organism in Eukaryota, Metazoa, Chordata, Actinopteri, Scatophagidae. Gene Ontology annotation, molecular function: sialyltransferase activity.
GUUGCCUCCCAGUAAAAACCGACCCUCGCUGACUCCGCCCCUCAAACUCAGAUGUGGAUGAGAGAAAAAGGCCAGCAACAGUGUGACGGACAACAGAGCCCCUCCGCUCGUUGUAGUAGCGGAUGUGUUGUCUGUGAACGCGGAGCAGAGGCGAGCCAAACCGAGCCGCAUGCCUGUCGUGCAACAAGACGAAAAGGAGCGACAUGGACCCCCGGACAGCAGCAGCAUCCAGUGAGGACCGACACAGUUUGUAGGUCCUGUUCUGUCCUGGAGGACGCACGGACAUGAGGAAAUAGAAACAUCAGUUGAGGCCCUCCAGCUGACCUCCGGGCUGAGUCCGUGGGCCGUGGGGCUUUGUUGUUGGUGGGCCAGCUUAACAGGAGUGUAUGUGAGUGAGAGGUAAUGAAGUCCAGCAUGAGGCAGUGGCGGAGGCUGGUGCUGGCAGGAAUGCUGGCCUGGGUUUUCCUCUUCUUCGCCCUCCUCUCUUACUUCCUGGAUGCUCGUGUGAAUGAGCCUCUGACCUCUGCUGGCUCUUUACUCUCCCAGCACCCUGACACCCGUCGCCUGGCCUCUAUACAGGCCUCCCAUCAACAGCACACGAUUCUGGUGUCCCGACCUGAACUGGUCUUAACUACAGCCUACCGUGGAGAUGAGCCAGAGCCAGAGCCUUCUGCAAGCUCCACAACCCCAGAGUUCAGCCUGGAGGUGAGCCGCAGCCCCAACAGUGCUCCCUAUGCCGUUUACGAUGGCCCGGGGGCCAGCAACCAGGACUACUUGGAUCCACAGAGCCUAGCUGCCUGGUCCUCCUUUGGUACAGAAAAUGUUGGUUCUCACUCAGACCCUGUAGUCCAGAGUCGUGAGAGAACUUCCCAGAUCACGGAGUACCAAAACCAUAUCGGCACCAAACGCUACCAUGGUGGGGAGGAGGAAGGCGAAGAAGAAGACGACGAGAGGGAAAAUGAAGAAGAAGAAACAGAACCCAUGAUGAGGACUACAGCAAUCAGGAAGGCUGAUGCUGACUCCUCUGAUUUGGAGGAAUAUUACUUCUCCAAGUCAGCCUCUGUGGUGCAGCGGAUGUGGCGGGGCCGCGUGUCUGCCGGCAUGUUGAGCCCUCGACUGCAGCGUGCCAUGAAGGAGUACGUCAGUGCCAACAAACACAACGUCACCUUCGAGGGGCGCCGCAGGGCCACCCAGAGUGCUGAGGAGCUGCUGUGUCAAAUGAAAGCCCAGGCCCAGCUGAGGACAGUGGACGGGUCGGAGCAGCCCUUCUCCUCGCUUGGUUGGGCUCAUCUUGUGCCACCUCUUCCCUUGGAACAGCUGCACAGACAGCAGGGCCGGAGCAGUUUCAAGACCUGUGCGGUGGUCACCUCGGCCGGUGCCAUCCUACGCUCAGGACUGGGCAAAGAGAUCGACACUCAUGAUGCAGUUUUACGGUUCAACGCUGCACCUACAGAGGGAUAUGAGAGAGACGUGGGGAACAAAACGACUAUUCGCAUUAUCAAUUCGCAGAUUUUAGCCAAUCCUAAGCAUAAAUUUAACAUGAGCUCAAUCUACAAGAAUGUGACUCUGGUGGCCUGGGACCCUGCACCUUAUGCCGUCAAUUUGCAGAAGUGGUAUGAGAGUCCAGACUACAACUUGUUUGGCCCAUACGUGGAACACCGCAAGCUCCAUCCUAGCCAACCUUUCUACAUCCUCCACCCCAGCUAUGUGUGGCGACUCUGGGAUGUGAUUCAGGGCAACACUCAGGAGAAUAUCCAGCCCAACCCUCCAUCCUCUGGCUUCAUAGGCAUCCUCCUGAUGAUGGCGCUGUGCGAGCAGGUGCAUGUGUACGAGUACAUUCCCUCCAUGAGGCAGACGGACCUCUGCCAUUACCACGAGCUUUAUUAUGAUCCUGCCUGUACACUGGGUGCCUACCAUCCCCUCCUGUAUGAGAAGAGCCUGAUCCAGCGGAUCAACACUGGGCCUGAGAGUGACCUCAGGAGGAAGGGACGGGUCACUAUUCCAGGCUUCAGCACCGUUAACUGUGACGUCUGAAAUAUGAAACUGACCACGAACUUAAACAUACACUCCAGCCUUUUCUGACUGACUGUGGGAGAGGUGCAAUAAAGCCACUGGAGACGAGGAGGCUGGAGCUUAGAAAUAUCAAAUUAGACCCAUGAAGAACAUAAGCCAUAGCCCUCCAGGGAGGGAUCAACAUGGGGGCUUCUGAAAGAACUUGUCUUCAUUAAGGUGGUUUACUAGACCAGAGACUGGAAGGAAGAGUCUGCAAGACGGAGCUGAAAAAGACAUUUCUCUCUGCUUUAGCUGAGCCACGUUAGCUUUGGAGCUGACUAGGGUAGCAACAGGUCAGUGUUUUUAGGUAGAAAAGUGACUUUUCAAUAACUGGAUGUGGUUUAGUGGUAUAAACUCUGUGUUUUUCAAUAUUAUGGGUGGUUCUCCACUUAAAGAAAGAUUCCACUGUUUAUAAUGGUGGAUAUUUGUGUUUUUUUUCUUUUUUAUUGGUCCAAAGGGUUGUGAAUAAGCAAAGAAGUCAUCCAUGCUGAAUGUCAUUAAUGCAAUAUAUACUAACACAUUCACAUAAGCGUAUUACUGUACAUUUCAUUGCUCUGCAGCGGGCGCUCCUGUUUGACAUUCUCCGAUAUCAUGUCCCAUGAAAUCAGAAGUUGUGCUUUGUGUUGUAACAAGGGGUUUAUUUCAAACUACUGAUGUUUUUAAGCCUGAGAUAAAUUGUUCUCCUGUGCAUGCAAACUUGCCAGCUCUCUACCACCAGGUUCUCACUGUUUAGGGACUUUUACGACGAUUCUUCAUUCUGUGUCUGCCAGACUCUCUGUUAAUAGCCCACAGGAUGGAAGGCACUGGUUGUCUUUUCUGGAUUCUUCCUGCACAAUUGAAUCGAAGCUAAUGGGGCCAAAACAGAUCUUGGGAACAAACCGGUGCUCAGAACAGCUGUAACCCCGUGCCUGGUGGUCAACUGAACACUUUUCUUGGGUUGCCUUGUCACUGUUCAGAUACAUGCAGUACAUGUUGUGGCAGGACUGCCGUAACCUGGUGUUUAAUUGCAGUGAGAGGUGUGGAGCAGUUGAUAUUGCUGAAGUGAGUUGUAUCAGUGGAUUCUUAGCUCUGCACUCAGCACCUCAUCACCAGCCCUCGUUUUUGACGGUUCACUCUUUACUGAAUGUAAUUUUGCCACCACAGGUAAUGGCCAACCCCUCCCUGGAGCUCACCACUGCAGUAUGGUGUGCAGGGUUAUUUCUUUUGUAUCUGUCAUGUAACAGCUUGAAGCUAAUUUCCUUCAACUAUGAAAGUCUCAUACUUUCUGAAGCUUCUAAUACUGGUUUGUACAUGUCCACAGCUUAGAGCAGAGAUGAUUAAAAGUGAGGAAUUUCAACCUGUAAUAUCAGAUUUACUUUAUCUCUGGGUAGAUUUUUUGGUGAUUAGGAUUUUUGUGUUUACAAUCGGUCAGUGCCACAUCUGCGCCAAUCUCUUGAGGUAUAAGUUCAAUAUAGAGAGGAGGGACAGUCAUGAUUUUUGCUGCAGAUAUUCAAUCGGAAAAAUCUUGCAGACAAGAGAUUUUUACGCUAAGUGUGCUAUUCCACAAAAUGUCCUUUUGCCAUUGAUUGUGGUUUGUAAUAAGAUGUGAGAUGUUGCUGUGACUAUUCUGAUGUAUGUUGUAUUCGAAGGCUUUGUAGUAGUAAAAGUAGUAGCAGUAGUAGUAUAUGCAUGAUUCUGGGGCUUAGCAUUACUUGUUGUUGAGUAGGGCUGGGGAUCAUCCAAAAUGUAUCAGUACUACUACACGUACCGUGCUGAUAUCACAACAGCAGCUUUUUGAAAACAUUUUUUCUACCAGAUCAAAGUGGUCGGUGGCAAUUUUUAAUAGCCUAUUUGACAAACAGGUUGGCCAGACAAACAGAACAUUAGAACCUUCAUAAUGAUUGGCUUUACUGCUGGGCUGUUGUUGUUAGACUGCAGAACAGUUAGCUGGGAGAAGCUACUAAAUUGACAACUGAGUGCAUGUACAGAAAUAACCAGAUGGGAAUGACUUACAUACACACAUAACGAAGGUAUUUCAUCACAAUGAUGCAAAUUCUGUGAAUCUGAUAUUACCAUAAAGCAGUUCUCAUUGAUGUACAGCUGCCUUGGUGUGUAUGGAAAGAUCUCUUUUAUAUGGUUGUAUUGCCCAGCCCUACUUGUUUUUGAUAGUCGAUGCUAUAGACGUAGACUGGAGUGUAAAAAGAAAGUAGUGAGGUUUGAUACACAGGUAUACAGCCCCAGUUUCAGGUGGAUUGUUCAACCUGUCAUUAGAAGAUUCUUGGACCAAGGAACCCAGUGAAGUCAGCAACCAUUAGAUGACUGUAAGAGAGACUGAAGAAAUAAUUUUCAAAUCUUAAGGAGAUUUUGCUUUAGCAUCAUGCAGGUUCACAGCUCCUCUGUAGGUUUUCUCUGUUGAAAUAAAUGAUCAAAUGUU